This is a messenger RNA of Propithecus coquereli (Coquerel's sifaka), 1737 nucleotides long. RefSeq names its product protein disulfide isomerase-like, testis expressed (gene PDILT). Gene Ontology annotation, cellular component: endoplasmic reticulum. Bases 1 to 1737 code for a protein of 578 amino acids. Gene Ontology annotation, biological process: protein folding. The transcript has 11 exons. The record is from RefSeq and is a predicted model, not a curated record. Lineage: Eukaryota; Metazoa; Chordata; Mammalia; Primates; Indriidae.
AUGGAGCUACUCUGGACGCCCCUGCUGCUAGUGGCCUCUUGUGCCUUUGCCGUCCACAGCCUACCAGAGGAGGGCACCGGCGUUCCCAUCAUCAACACAACCAAGCCCUUGCGCAUCCUGGAGGAACGCAACCUGCUGGUGCUGACGCCUGCCGGCCUCACCCAGAUGUUGAAGGAGACCCGAUUCCUCAUGGUGCUUUUCCACAACUCUUCCUCAAAGCAAUCCAGGAACAUGGCUGAGGAACUGGGCAAAGCCGUGGAGAUCAUGGGCAAAGGCAAGAACGGCAUCGGCUUUGGCAAAGUGGACAUCACCGUGGAGAAGGAGCUUCAGCAGGAGUUUAAUGUUAAGAAGGCUCCGGAGUUGAAGCUGUUUUUUGAGGGCAACAGGUCAGAGCCCAUCAGCUGCAAAGGAGUGGUUGAAUCUACUGCCUUGGUCGUUUGGUUGAGAAGACAAAUCAGCCAGAAAGCAUUUUUGUUUAACAACAGCGUGCAGGUGGCCAAUUUUGUGAAAUCCAGGCACCUGGCCAUCGUUGGCUUCUUCCAGGAUUUAGAGGAAGAAGUGGCAGAAUUGUUCUACGACACGAUCAAAGACUUCCCAGAGCUGACGUUUGGAGCAAUAGAGAUUAAGAAUGCUGUCGGGCGUUUCCAUGUCUCCCUUGACAGUGUCCUGGUGUUCAAAAAGGGAAAGAUCGUGAACCGCCAAGAGCUUAUUAAUGACAAUAGCAACAAACAAGACCUCCUUCAAGUCAUAAAACAGCACCUCACAGAUUUUGUGCUUGAAUACAACAUUGAGAAUAAGGAUCUGAUUUAUGAAUUGAACAUCCUGAACCACAUGCUGCUCUUUGUCUCCAAAAGCUCUGAGUCCUACCGUACCAUAAUUCAGCAUUAUAAACUGGCAUCAAAGGAAUUCCAGAACAAGAUACUUUUCAUCCUUGUGAAUGCAGACGAACCCAGAAACAGACGUGUCUUUGAGUACUUCCUGAUCACAGAGGUCAAUAUCCCAUCUGUCCAACUCCUAAACCUGAGCUCCGAUGCCAGGUACAAAAUGCCUUCAGAUGAGAUAACCUUCACAAACCUCAGGAAAUUUGGCCUCAACUUCCUGAGUAGAAAUGCCAAGAAACAUCAAUCCAGUGAAGACCUUCCAAAAUACUGGGACCAGGGACUGGUUAAGCAGCUCGUGGGGAAGAACUUCAACAUCGUCGUCUUUGACAAGGAAAGGGACGUGUUUGUGAUGUUCUACGCGCCCUGGUCUGAAAAGUGCAGGGCGCUCUUCCCACUGCUGGAGGAGCUGGGCAGAAAGUAUCAAAACCACUCCACGGUCACCAUCGCCAAGAUCGACAUCACAGCAAACGACAUUCAGCUGACGUCCCUGGACCGGUACCCGUUCUUCAGGCUUUUCCCCACCGACUCUCAGCAAGCUGUCGUGUAUAAGGGAGAACAUACCUUGGAGGGCUUCUCUGACUUUCUGGAGAGCCAAGUCAAGACCAGGGUUGAGGAUGAGCUGUUGUCUGUUGAGCAAAAUGAAGUGAUGGAAGAGGAGAUAUUAGCUGAGGAAAAGAAGAUACCUAUUGUGGAGAAAGAGUUACCGGAACAGCAGUUGUCUGAGCUGGAGAACGUGACCGAGCUGGAGGGGCCGGCUGCGAAGAAGGAAACAGCAGAGGAGGUGGUGGUGGUGGUGGCUAAGCCAAAGGCACCUCCGAAACAAGAGAGGAAACCAAAAGUCAAGGAAGAACUUUAG